GCUCAGGGAGUGAUAGUCAUACAGGAGCCAAGCAGACUCGCGUCAACCCUCUCAAAAAACAAAGCUUUUCUUUUUCACUGUCCUCAGACGCUCUGACGUUUUGCGCAAUAGCGGACAGACACAUAUUUAUACGGCUCGGGAAGGAGUUGGCAGUUUAUUGGUGCUUUGUACUUGUGCUCUCUGACACUGCUGUGCUUGCUCAGAGGACUGGACUUACACUACUGACGACUAAUCAUCAUCCCCUGAGGACAACAUGGCACAGAGGCAAAACUCCAACAAAGACCCCAGCAUCGAACUCUUCAUUAAGGCGGGCCACGAUGGAGAGAAUGUGGGCAACUGCCCCUUCUGUCAAAGACUCUUCAUGGUGCUUUGGCUGAAAGGAGUCAAGUUUACCGUGACCACCGUCGACAUGAAGAAGAAGCCAGAGGAGCUGAAGGCAUUAGCCCCUGGGACCAACCCCCCUUUCCUGCUCUACAACGGCACACUGAAAACAGACUUCAUCAAGAUCGAAGAGUUUCUGGAGCAGACCCUUGCCCCUCCAACGUACCCACAUCUCAGUCCCCUCAACAAGGAGUCCUUUGAUGUUGGAGCAGACAUCUUUGCCAAGUUCUCUGCUUAUAUUAAAAACAGUCCCACUAACGCCUUUCAGGAGAAGAACCUGCUGCGUGAGUUUAAACGUCUGGAUGACUUCCUCAACACUCCCCUGCCUGAAGAGAUUGACCACAACUCCAGGGAAAACAUCAUCGUCUCCAAGAGGAAGUACCUGGACGGCAACCGCCUGACAUUGGCCGACUGCAACCUGCUGCCCAAACUACACAUCAUCAAGGUGGCAGCUAAGAAGUACUGUGGCUUUGAGAUCCCAACCCAGUUCACAGGCGUCUGGCGCUACCUGAGGAACGCCUAUGAGAGAGAGGAGUUCACGCAGACUUGCCCUGCUGACAUUGAGAUCGAGAAGGCCUAUCUGAGUGUGUCCACCAAAAGGCAGUAAACCCUCACCAGUCUUCCCCCGAUUCACACACUGUUACUAAAGAGAGUUUUGCCAUUGGCUUUGCCACAGUUGGGGCCUAAGUGUACAUGUGUUUUUAUGCUACAUUUAUAUAAGGGUGCCCAUGUGAAAGUCUUAUAGGUUUAAAAAGAGAAUAGUGGUCUGGAAAAUUUGUCAAAAUACAAAAUAUUCCUAGACAAAAUUUCAGAACCUUCAGCUUUCAAUAGAAUGUUUUAUGCACUGCAUUAAGGAAAAAAUAAUAAUCCGCAGGUAUUUCAGCAAAUGUGGAAUGGCUGCAACUGACUGUUCAUGUGUAGUAUAUAUCAGCAAAGAAUAUAGACAAAUGCAAGUGAUACUCAAUACUGCAAACCCCAAAGAAAGGCCAAGUGUGCAAUUGACUGUAUAUCCACUUUAGAAUUUUGUUAAUAUUGUAAAUAAGUGUUAAUACUUUUGUAUGAGACUAAAUGUGCUUGCAUGUUUAUUUUAUUUAAUCUUGUCAACUGUGUGAUUGAAAUGCAUUGAAUGGAAUGACUUUUAGAAUUACAAGGUUGUGAUAGGUAUAGCAGUACAUUAUUUCCACAUCAACACAGUUCACAGUGUUUUAUUCAACGAAUAAGACAAGCGUUCAAACCAUACUUAGGACGGAAUGUUAAGUACCAAAAAUAACAGGGUUUGCACAUAAAUGGUUGUACUGUUAUACUGUUGAAAUCAUCUGAUAUAGUAUGACCUAGAUUGAAAUAUUUCAGCUUUAAAUGUAAAAAAAAAUAAAAGAUUCUAAAGAUAUGA
Molecule: messenger RNA, 1771 nt
Organism: Alosa sapidissima (American shad)
Lineage: Eukaryota; Metazoa; Chordata; Actinopteri; Clupeiformes; Clupeidae
Gene: clic2
Product: chloride intracellular channel 2
Exons: 6
Coding region: 254-988 (244 amino acids)
Biological process (GO): negative regulation of ryanodine-sensitive calcium-release channel activity; chloride transmembrane transport
Molecular function (GO): chloride channel activity
Source: RefSeq, a predicted model, not a curated record